AUGGCGGGCAAGAAGGGCGCGAAUUUGGCGUUGGGUCGCGUGGCCAAAACGCGCAAGGGGAGGCGAAUUUUGAAGGCUCGGGGUCCUCAGCUGCACGAGCCCACGAAGCGUCUUCUGCUGAUGAAAGGCAACAAGGCGAGCAUGAGCAUUCAGAACAUUCUGUCGGAUCUGCGGGAUCUGAAAAAGCCUGACGCGGUGUACCUCCACUCCCGCAACCAGAAGGACUUCCAUCCGUUCGAAGACAUCUCCUCUGGGCAAUACUUGUGCGAGAAGAACGAGUGCGGGACGUUUUGUCUGGGUUCUAGCUCGAAGAAGCGCCCGAAUCGCCUCGUCUUUGGCCGCAUGUUCGCCAACGAACUGCUGGACAUGUACGAAUUCCAAGUCGUGCACUAUAUGAGCGCCUCCUCGUUUGCCGGCGUAGAGAAGCCGCGGCUCGGCAGCAGACCGCUAGUCCUUGUGCAGGGUGCAGCGUUCGAGUCCACCGAAGUUCUCAAAGGCCUCCGCAACCUCAUGGCGGACAUCUUUCGCGGGACAGCGAGCCACAGCGGAGGCGGCCCGACGAGCGCGUCAGCCAAGCUUUUUCUCAAGGGCGUCGACCGCGUGGUCGCCAUCACGGCGUUGGAAACCGACGGCGCAGAGUCCCGCCUGAGUCAGAAACGCCACCUGGAGGCUGGCGGCUCCACGCAGACGAUUGAAGGCGCCGCGAACGCCGCGGUCGCCGCCACGCUCCUCUCUGCAGAGGGCGCCGCGCAGGCAGGAAGCGACUCGCCUGCCGCCGGAAAACCUCUCAUCUGCCUUCGUCAGUACCGCGUCGUCAUGCACCGCGGCGACGUCGGCAGCAAAACUCCGCGAAUCGAGCUCGUUGAAGUCGGUCCGCAAAUCGACAUGAUGUUGGAUCGCCACCGCACUGCGGACCCGAGCCGGUGGAAGCGCGCAAUCCGGACGCGCGAGCCUAAGAAGCAGGAGGAAGAUGCUGCAACCGCGCCGAAAGCUGAGAAGAGCAAGAAGCGGAAGAACGUCAGGACGACAGCCACUGGAGACGUUGUCGGCCGCGUGUUCGUUGAGAAACCUGACUGGAAAGCGAUUGACGCACAGAAGAAUGUGCUGCUCAUCAAACACAACAGAAAGCGACAAAAGCUCGCCGCGGCGGAAGCGAAGAACACAGCCGAAGACGCGUGA
Molecule: messenger RNA, 1179 nt
Organism: Besnoitia besnoiti
Lineage: Eukaryota; Apicomplexa; Conoidasida; Eucoccidiorida; Sarcocystidae
Product: brix domain-containing protein
Exons: 2
Coding region: 1-1179 (392 amino acids)
Biological process (GO): maturation of LSU-rRNA from tricistronic rRNA transcript (SSU-rRNA, 5.8S rRNA, LSU-rRNA); ribosomal large subunit assembly
Cellular component (GO): nucleolus
Molecular function (GO): rRNA binding
Source: RefSeq, a predicted model, not a curated record